Pararge aegeria (speckled wood butterfly) is the source of this 1366-nucleotide messenger RNA. Its product is annotated as protein ANTAGONIST OF LIKE HETEROCHROMATIN PROTEIN 1-like. The record is from RefSeq and is a predicted model, not a curated record. Bases 125 to 1126 code for a protein of 333 amino acids. The transcript has 3 exons. Lineage: Eukaryota; Metazoa; Arthropoda; Insecta; Lepidoptera; Nymphalidae.
AGAGCUAGUUCAGACAUGGCGGAUUCCGCGCGGAUGCAAAUCGCGCGGUUCUAAACGCAAGUGUUCAGACAGGCGCGGAUGUACAUGCGGAGUGCCGUUAUUCGCAUAGGGUGACAGUCCAAUCAUGGAAGUCGAAGAAGCAAUAUGUGUGUACUUGUUGCUCCGUAAAAAAGAAAGAAAGAAGAAACGGCAGUAUUGGGUGCAUCCAAUAUUACGCGAUCGGUUUACUCAUGGUCAGUUUCAGACUUUAUAUCCAAAAUUAAGAAGUUUUGAACCAAAAUUCUUCAAUUAUUUGAGAAUGUCGAUAAAUUCAUUUGAUGAAUUAUUAGAAAUGAUGAGUAAACAAAUUGAAUCUAAUGAUACCCAUAUGAGGUCAAGCGUGUCCCCAGAAGAAAAACUCGUGAUCACAUUAAGAUAUCUGGGUACUGGUUGUUCCUUUGGAGAACUACAUUACAACUUUCGUCUUGGCAAAUCUACAAUCACAGGAAUUGUCCGUGAAGUAUGUGAAACUCUGUGGGAAAAAGUCACAAAAAACGUCAUGCCUGAACCCAGCGAAGAUAUAUGGAAGAAAAUAGCUAAAGAUUUUGAAAAAUAUGCAAAUUUUCCCAAUUGCAUAGGCGCCAUAGAUGGCAAGCAUAUAAGGAUUACAAAACCCAAAGAUUCGGGUUCUUUGUAUUAUAAUUACAAAACUUUUUUUUCCAUAGUACUGUUGGCACUUUGUGAUAGUAACUAUUGUUUUACUUUCAUAGAUAUCGGAUCUUACGGAAAAAGUAGUGAUUCUGCAAUUUUUAAAAAUUCAGCAUUUUAUAAAAGGUUAUCAAGAGCUCGACGUUUUAUUGAAUGCACUUUCGGAAUUCUGGCAAACAAGUGGCGCAUUUUUCAUAGGCCUAUAAACGUGAAUAUAGACUUUGCCGAAGACAUAAUAAAGGCCUGUUGCGUGCUACACAAUUUUGUUAGAACUAGAGAUGGUAUACAGUAUGAAGAUACUUUACAUACUGCGCCAAUGAGUAAUCUUAUUACAUUACAUGCAGGAAGGGGUACACCAUCAUCAUUAAACAUUAGAGACAAAUAUGCUAAUUACUUUGUGAAUGAGGGUCGUGUAGAAUGGCAAGACACGAAAAUAUGAAAUUAAAAUUGUUACAGUUCGCGCCAAAUAACUAAACUCAAGAUGGCGCGUCGCGUUGGUGGGUUGUACAUAUUACAGUUAAUAGCUAUACGUUACUGUGGUAACGUGAUAGUUUUCCCGCGCUCGUUACGUACCGCCAAACAACGUUAUACACAUUUCAGUUAUUUGGGGUGGACUGUCUAUUACAAAACAUGUAAACUACCCUGGUAAAAUGUAUAAUUAAAUGUCUACUGACCAAAA